AUGAACCGGGGAUUGUUUGGUGUCCAGAUCGACUACGACAAAGUCAACAACGCGAAAUUCACCGACCUCCCCGCCGAGAAGUACAUCGCGAUGAUGAGCGACCCGCUGUUCCUGGGCGACGAGCUCGUCGCGUCGCAGCACCUGAUCGGCGCGACCAAGUGGGAAAAGGUGUCGGACGUGGAGAUGGUGUCGCACCACCAGUCGCGCGCGGCGCACCAGCGGUUCGAGGACGUGCGGCGCAGGGACGUCGCCGUCAAGGGCCACGGCCACGGUACCGUCACCACCUUCUACAAGAAGAUCGACGGGCAGUGGAAGUGGGCGGGCAUCAAGACAAAAGUCAUUUGGAACGAGUUUGAUUUCGAACACGUCUUUCGCGGUGCGGCAGGGAAGGAGUAG
Fonsecaea monophora is the source of this 396-nucleotide messenger RNA. RefSeq lists its product as hypothetical. The transcript has a single exon. NCBI's taxonomy places the organism in Eukaryota, Fungi, Ascomycota, Eurotiomycetes, Chaetothyriales, Herpotrichiellaceae. Gene Ontology annotation, molecular function: scytalone dehydratase activity. The coding region runs from base 1 to 396 and encodes 131 amino acids. The record is from RefSeq and is a predicted model, not a curated record. Gene Ontology annotation, biological process: melanin metabolic process.